Chaetura pelagica (chimney swift) is the source of this 636-nucleotide messenger RNA. It is a transcript of the gene CD9, whose product is annotated as CD9 molecule. Lineage: Eukaryota; Metazoa; Chordata; Aves; Apodiformes; Apodidae. Gene Ontology annotation, cellular component: membrane. The record is from RefSeq and is a predicted model, not a curated record. Bases 1 to 636 code for a protein of 211 amino acids. The transcript is spliced from 8 exons.
AUGUCAGGAGCUGAGUUUGUCCGUGUGUCGCUUGCAGGGACAGCAGUUCUUGCAAUUGGGCUAUGGCUUCGGUUUGAUUCGCAGACCAAAAGCAUCUUUGAACUGGAAUCCAACAACACAACGUUUUACACAGGAGUUUACAUCCUAAUUGGAGCUGGUGCACUUAUGAUGCUGGUUGGUUUCUUGGGAUGCUGUGGUGCAUUGCAGGAAUCUCAAUGUAUGCUUGGCAUGUUCUUCCUCUUCCUUUUUGUUAUUUUUGCCCUUGAAAUUGCUGCUGCAAUCUGGGGAUUUGCAAAUAAAGAAAAGGUUAUUGAUGAGUUACAGGAAUUCUACAGGGAAACCUAUGAGAAGAGAUCCCAACCAGCUGCCAGAGAGACCCUGAAAGCAUUUCACGCAGCUCUAGACUGCUGUGGUAUGACAGGAGUUUUUGACCAGCUGUUAACAGACAUCUGUCCGAAGAAGGCUACGGACUCACUUUCUGUGGUGUCAUGCCCUACUGCCAUUAAUGAUGUCUUUAAAUCAAAACUGAACGCGAUUGGAGCAGUUGGCCUCGGCAUUGCUGUAAUCAUGAUUUUUGGCAUGAUAUUCAGCAUGGUUCUCUGCUGCGCCAUCCGCAGGAACAGAGAGAUGGUGUAA